Molecule: messenger RNA, 1410 nt
Organism: Capsicum annuum
Lineage: Eukaryota; Viridiplantae; Streptophyta; Magnoliopsida; Solanales; Solanaceae
Product: receptor kinase-like protein Xa21
Exons: 5
Coding region: 1-1410 (469 amino acids)
Biological process (GO): protein phosphorylation
Molecular function (GO): ATP binding; protein binding; protein kinase activity
Source: RefSeq, a predicted model, not a curated record
AUGCUUCCUGCCUCCACGGGGAACCUUUCCACCUCUCUUAGAACAUUUGUCUCCGACAUUUGUAAAAUCAAAGGAGACCUUCAGCGGUUCAACUUGAGUAGCAACAAAGUUACAGGAUUUAUUGGAGAUCAUAUAUGUAAAUUGCAGCAUCUGGGUGAUAUUUACUUGGAUCAAAAUCAACUUUCAGGAUCUCUCCCUAAUUGUUUAGGGAAUAUUACUUCCCUUAGGGAGAUACAUCUCGGUUCCAACAAAUUGAGUUCCAAUAUACCAACAAUCUUAGGGAACCUUCAAGAUCUAGUGGUUCUUGACUUAUCGUCAAACAACAUGGUAGGUUCUUUACCUCCAGAAAUUGUAAAUCGAAAGGCUGCGACACUGAUAGAUCUGUCAAUGAAUCAAUUCUCAAAUGGAAUUCCUACAGAAAUUGGAGGCUUGCAAAAUCUGGCAAACCUUUCUUUGACACACAAGAAGUUGCAAGGAGCUUUACCUGACUCAAUGAGCAACAUGGUAGGUUUGGAAUUCCAAGACCUUUCUCACAAUAAUAUAUCUGGAAUCAUUCCUAAGUCUUUGGAGAAACUUCAAAACUUGAAGUAUUUCAAUGUUUCUGUCAACAAAUUGUAUAGAAGAGGUAAAAGUGCGCCUCAACAAGCUGAGUCAUUGUCUACCGUAACACGAGAAAGAAUUUCACACUAUGAACUGCUCCAAGCAACGGAUGACCUUAGUGAGAGUAAUCUGAUUGGUUUUGGAAGUUUUGUCUCUGUUUACAAAGGUGUUCUCAGAAGUGGAACUUCCAUUGCAGUUAAAGUGUUCAACCUGCAACUGGAUGCGGCAUUCAAGAGUUUUGAUACGGAAAGUGAUGUUUUGUGCAGCCUUCGUCAUAGGAAUCUCGUUAAAGAAUAUCUUCACCAUGGGUGCUCGUUGCCUGUGAAUCACUGUGACGUGAAGCCUAGUAACAUCUUGCUGGAUGAAGAUAUGGUUGCCCACCUUAGCGACUUUGUCAUCUCAAAACUGCUUGGUGAAGAUCAGGGUGAUUUGUACACUAAAACCUUAGCAACGUUAGGUAAUAUUGCACGAGAGUAUGGACUGAAUGGACUAGUGUCAACAAAGUGUGACGUAUAUAGCUACGGAAUCAUGUUUCUGGAAACGUUUACUAGGAGAAAGCCUUAUGAGUUUGAGGGUGACCUUAGCUUGAAGCAUUGGGUGAGUUAUUCACUCCCAGAGGAAGUAAUGGACGUCGUAGAUGUCAACUUCGUGACACCAAUUGGUAAUCUCUUACAGAAGGAGCUAGAUGUUGUGGCAUCAAUCAUGAAAGUGGCAUUAGAUUGUUGUGCUGAAUGUCCGGCGAAAAGGACUAACAUGAAAGAUAUUGUAGCGAUGCUGCAGAAGGUCAAGAUUCAACUUCUUGCAUGUUGA